UUCAGACUUUCUAGUUCUUCUAGAUUCAGUUUUGGGUCAGCAAGCCUGCCUCUCGUCUGCUGCUUCCCAGAAUCCCAAGGCUGCCGGCAUGCUCUCCAAGUCUGUAUCCAUGAGCGGCCUCAAUUACUUCUUUGGCUGCUCAGAUCCAGGGAAUUUAGCCCAGUCUUCUGCUGCUAAACUCAGUGAAAGCUGUAGCCAGCUGGAAGGGAGCUCGGGAACUAAGGCAGGAUCCUCCCUGCGGCGCUCCUUCAGCUUCCUCUGGGCCAUGACCGGAAAGGCCAAGACCCGGGAAAAGGAGAAGAUGAAGGAAGCCAAGGAUGCCCGCUACACCAACGGGCAUCUUUUCACCACCAUCUCCGUCUCGGGCAUGACCAUGUGCUAUGCCUGUAACAAGAGCAUCACCGCCAAGGAAGCCCUCAUCUGCCCAACCUGCAAUGUGACCAUCCACAACCGCUGCAAAGACGCCCUGGCCAACUGCACCAAGGUCAAGCAGAAGCAACAGAAAGCCGCCCUGCUGAAGAACAACACUGCCCUCCAGUCUGUGUCCCUUCGCAGUAAGACAACCACCCGGGAACGGCCAAGCUCUGCCAUCUACCCCUCCGACAGCUUUCGCCAGUCCCUGCUUGGCUCACGUCGUGGCCGCUCAUCCCUGUCGUUAGCCAAGAGUGUUUCCACCACCAACAUUGCUGGUCACUUCAACGAUGAGUCUCCCCUGGGCCUGCGUCGCAUCCUCUCCCAGUCCACCGAUUCCCUCAACAUGCGCAACCGCACCCUCUCAGUGGAGUCCCUCAUUGAUGAAGGGGCAGAGGUGAUCUACAGCGAGUUGAUGAGUGAAUUUGAGAUGGAUGAGAAGGACUUUGCGGCGGACUCCUGGAGCCUGGCUGUGGACAGCAGCUUCCUGCAGCAGCACAAGAAGGAGGUGAUGAAGCAGCAGGACGUCAUUUAUGAGCUGAUCCAGACUGAGCUGCACCAUGUUCGCACCCUGAAGAUCAUGACCCGCCUCUUUCGCACGGGCAUGCUGGAGGAGCUGCAGUUGGAGCCCGCGGUGGUGCAAGGCCUGUUCCCAUUCGUGGACGAGCUCAGCGACAUCCACACGCGCUUCCUCAGCCAGUUGUUAGAUCGCCGGCGCCAGGCUCUGAGCCCGGGCAGCACACGCAACUUUGUCAUCCAUCGCUUGGGAGAUCUGCUCAUCAACCAGUUCUCAGGUCCCAAUGCAGAGCUGAUGCGGAAGACCUAUUCAGAGUUCUGCAGCCGUCACACCAAGGCCUUAAAGCUCUAUAAGGAGCUGUAUGCCCGGGACAAACGCUUCCAGCAGUUCAUUCGGAAAGUGACCCGCUCAGCUGUCCUGAAGCGCCAUGGGGUUCAGGAGUGCAUCCUCUUGGUGACUCAACGCAUCACCAAGUACCCGGUGCUCAUUAACCGCAUCCUGCAGCAUACCCAUGGGCUGGAGGAGGAACGCCAGGACCUGUCUAAGGCACUGGGGCUGGUGAAGGAAUUGCUAUCUAAUGUCGAUCAGGAUGUGCACAAGCUGGAGAAAGAGGCCCGUCUGCUGGAGAUUUACAACCGUAUGGAUCCCCGGGCUCAAACCCCAGUGCCUAGCAAGGGCCCCUUUGGCCGAGAUGAGCUUCAGCGACGCACACUUAUCCAUGACGGCUGUCUUCUCUGGAAGACGGGAACCGGGCGUUUCAAAGAUGUGUUGAUGCUGCUGAUGACAGACGUGCUGGUGUUUCUCCAGGAAAAGGACCAGAAGUACAUCUUCCCAACCCUGGACAAGCCGUCCGUGAUCUCACUGCAGAACCUCAUUGUCAGAGACAUUGCCAACCAGGAGAAAGGGAUGUUCCUUAUCAGCGCGGCGCCUCCGGAGAUGUAUGAGGUUCACACAGCAUCUCGUGAUGAUCGAAGCACCUGGAUCCGUGUCAUUCAGCAGAGUGUUCGUGUGUGUCCAUCUAGGGAGAACUUCCCCCUGAUUGAGACAGAGGAUGAGGCAUAUUUACGGCGAAUCAAAACGGAGCUGCAGCAAAAGGACCGAGCGCUGGUGGAACUGCUGCAGGAGAAGGUGGGGCUGUUUGCUGAGAUGACCCACUUCCAAGUGGAAGACGACAGUGGGGCCGGGGUGCCCCUGCCCACGUUGCCCCGGGGGCUGUUCCGCUCUGAGUCCCUGGAAUCCCCUCGAGGAGAGCGGCUGCUACAGGAUGCCAUCCGAGAAGUGGAGGGCCUGAAAGAUCUACUGGUGGGGCCUGGAGUGGAGCUACUGGCACCCCGAGAGCAGAGUUCGCCCACAGAGCCUGAUGGAGGGGGUGGUACUAGCCCGGCCCUUACUACCAACGGAGAAGCCAGAACUUUGAACGGCUCCAUUGAGCUAUGUAGAGCUGACUCAGACUCUAGCCAGAAGGACCGAAAUGGGAACCAGCUACGAUCCCCCCAGGAGGAAGCUUUGCAGCGACUGGUCAGUCUCUACGGGCUGCUUCAUGGCCUCCAGGCGGCUGUGGCCCAGCAGGACACACUGAUGGAAGCGCGUCUCCCUGAAGGCCCUGAGCAACGGGAGAAGCUGGCCCGGACCAACUCUCGGGAUGGGGAGACUUGCAGGGUGGCGGCCGCCCCCGUGACCCCGGAGAAGCAGGCCACAGAGCUGGCACUGCUGCAGCGACAACACGCGCUCUUGCAGGAGGAGUUGAGGCGCUGCAGGCGGCUGGGAGAGGAGCGGGCCACAGAGGCCUGCAGCCUGGAGGCGCGGCUGAGAGAGAGUGAGCAGGCCCGGGCCCUGCUGGAGCGUGAGGCCGAGGAGGCCCGCCAGCAGCUGGCUGCGCUGGGCCACACAGAACCCACCUUAGCCGAGGCGCCCUGGGCACGCAGGCCACUGGACCCUCGACGCCGCAGCCUCCCUGCGGGCGAUGCCCUGUAUGUGAGCUUCAACUCACCGCAGUCCAGCCGAGGCCACGAGCACUUGGACCUACCUGUGACUCUGCGCUCCAUCCAUCGACCUUUUGGGGAGCGGGAGAGGCCGGAGCUGGGUAGCCCAGAGGAGCGGCUGCAGGACAGCAGUGACCCUGACACAGGCAGCGAGGAGGAGGGCUGCAGCCGCCUCUCGCCUCCCCACAGUCCCCGAGAUUUCAGUCGAAUGCAGGACAUCCCGGAAGAGACGGAGAGCCGUGACGGGGAGCCUGUGACUUCAGAGAGCUAAGGGGGGGGGCCCUCCCUCCUACCUUGUGCCCCCCAGAACAUGACUGAGGGUGGCAAAGCUUGGCGGCUGCCACUUGCCAAUCCUGAGGAAACAUGUAGUGCCAGAACUGCUGCCCGCCUUGCCAGCUCAGGGGAUCCUUGGAUACCUGGAGCCUUUUAGGAAACCUGGGGUGCAGCCACCGCGCCCCUGAUGGCAUCCAGAAGCAACACCACCGAUGCCAGUUUUUCAUGCCUCAUCCCUCUGACUUAGGAAACUUUAUUUAUUUAUUUGUUUAUUCAUUAUAGAGGGAGAGGGGGAGAUUGAAAGGACCAGGGACACGGGAACCAAGCCAUAGCGAUCGGGGGGCCUUGUUCUUGAACACUACUGGGGUUUCUUCAGGCUUCACCUGCAGCUGCUGGGUUUAACUCUGACACCCCCUCCAGCAAUAUCUGGCUUUCAGGGGUUUGGGGGUCUGUAGAUCCAGGACAGUAGCCUCUUGCUGCUGCCCACUUUCCCCACCCUCCCACCCCCCAUCUGCCAUGGGAAUCCUGGGAGAGAACGUGGCUUCCCAGAGCAGAUGAAACCAUCAAGCCAUGGUUGGUGGAAGGGCUGCAGGGAGAAAACCCACAGGGACCAGAAUGUUGUUGUUUUUAUUUUUUUCUGUUGUUCUUUUUUUUUUUUUUGUACCAAAGCCAACUGCACGUGUUAUAUAUUUUUAAGAAGAUUGUAGGUAAUUUGACAUUGCGGCCUCUAUCUCCGCAUCUCUGAAGAACUCGAGAGAUGGGGUUUCCAUGACUUCCCCCCUCAGUGACAGUUGCAAGGGGGGGGGGGACCUACUCUGACCUCUUCCCCAGUUAUUUGGGAAAAAGCAUUCUAGGGUGAAUCAGGAAUCUUGGAAAAGCCUGAAUUCACUCUCACCUCAGCAACCAGGGCCUGAAACCUCUGUGAAUUAGGGGAAUUUUUUUUCUAAUAUUCCCUCCCACCAGUGCCCAGAACCCCCAGAUAUUUUUUUCCAAUUUGAUUGUAAAAUGGAUAAAGCAGGGAAUAUUAAAAUACCUGGAAACCCAUGAAA
Molecule: messenger RNA, 4232 nt
Organism: Suncus etruscus (white-toothed pygmy shrew)
Lineage: Eukaryota; Metazoa; Chordata; Mammalia; Eulipotyphla; Soricidae
Gene: ARHGEF2
Product: Rho/Rac guanine nucleotide exchange factor 2
Exons: 25
Coding region: 89-3181 (1030 amino acids)
Biological process (GO): cell morphogenesis; positive regulation of neuron differentiation; regulation of Rho protein signal transduction
Cellular component (GO): ruffle membrane; cytoskeleton
Molecular function (GO): microtubule binding; guanyl-nucleotide exchange factor activity
Source: RefSeq, a predicted model, not a curated record